Molecule: messenger RNA, 2155 nt
Organism: Lycium ferocissimum
Lineage: Eukaryota; Viridiplantae; Streptophyta; Magnoliopsida; Solanales; Solanaceae
Product: probable indole-3-acetic acid-amido synthetase GH3.1
Exons: 3
Coding region: 78-1877 (599 amino acids)
Cellular component (GO): cytoplasm
Molecular function (GO): acid-amino acid ligase activity
Source: RefSeq, a predicted model, not a curated record
AUUGAAAUUAACAAUCUCUGAGAACUAUUGUGCUUUAUACUUCCACUUCUCUCUUUUCUAUUUUCCUACACAUUAUUAUGGCUGUUGAUUCUAGUCUUCCAUCUCCUCUUGGCCCUCCAGCAUGCGAGAAAGAUGCUAAGGCCCUUCAAUUAAUUGAAGAGAUGACUAGAAAUACUGAUUCAGUACAAGAGAAAGUGUUAGCUGAAAUACUAAGACGAAAUGCCAACACCGAGUACCUUCAAAGAUUCAACUUUGGUGGUGCUAUUGACCGUGACACAUUCAAGUCCAAGGUACCAGUUGUCUCGUACGAGGAUCUUAAACCUGAUAUCGAUCGUGUUGCUAAUGGAGAUCGUUCUCCAAUCUUCUCGUCUCACCCUAUCUCCGAAUUCCUUACCAGUUCGGGGACGUCUGCCGGGGAGAGAAAACUGAUGCCCACAAUUGCGGAUGAGCUAGAACGCAGACAGAAAUUGUACAACCUUCUCCAACCCGUGAUGAAUCUGUAUGUGCCUGACCUAGACAAAGGGAAGGGACUGUACUUUCUGUUUAUCAAGGCAGAAACCAAGACUCCUAGUGGCCUUGUUGCACGUCCAGUCCUAACAAGUUACUACAAGAGUGAACAAUUCAAAACAAGGCCAUACGAUCCUCACAAUGUCUACACUAGCCCUAACGAGGCCAUCCUCUGUGUCGACUCAUUCCAAAGCAUGUACUCUCAAAUGCUUUGUGGCCUUCUCAUGAGAGAAGAAGUACUCCGAGUAGGCGCUGUUUUUGCCUCUGGCUUACUCCGUGCCAUCCGUUUUCUUCAACUCAAUUGGAAGCAAUUGGCUCAGGAUAUCGCGUCUGGAACUCUAAACCCUAAAGUUACAGACGCUUCUAUCAGAACUUGCAUUUCAAAAAUACUCAAACCAAAUCCCGAACUUGCUGAGUUUGUUGUUAAGGAGUGUGAAGGUGACAACUGGGAAGGAAUCAUUACUAGAAUUUGGCGAAACACGAAGUACCUUGAUGUGAUAGUCACAGGUGCAAUGGCUCAAUAUAUCCCUACAUUGGAUUAUUAUAGUGGGGGUCUACCAAAGGCUUGUACAAUGUAUGCAUCAUCCGAGUGUUAUUUUGGACUUAAUUUGAAACCAAUGUGCAAGCCUUCAGAAGUUUGUUACACCAUCAUGCCAAAUAUGGGUUACUUUGAAUUCAUCCCACAUGACCCGGUCAACCCGGUUCAAAUCUCUCGUGAUUCACCUCCACAUCUCGUGGACCUUGCUGACGUGGAAAUAGGUAAAGAAUACGAGCUUGUGAUCACAACUUAUGCUGGACUAUGCCGUUACCGAGUUGGUGACAUACUCCAGGUCACCGGGUUUCAUAACUCGGCACCUCAGUUCAAAUUCGUUAGGCGAAAAAACGUGCUGCUGAGCAUUGACUCUGAUAAAACUGAUGAGCCCGAAUUGCAAAAGGCUAUUGAAAAUGCGACGGCACUUUUGCAACCGUAUGAUACCAAUUUGGUUGAGUAUACGAGCUUCGCAGAUACUAAGACUAUUCCAGGGCAUUACGUUAUUUACUGGGAGUUACUAGUGAAGGACCUGGCUAACCAGCCGAGUGAAGAGGUGUUCAACCAGUGCUGCCUCGCAAUGGAAGAAUCUUUGAACUCAGUUUACAGGCAGUGCCGCGUGGCGGACAAUUCUAUUGGGCCACUAGAGAUUAGGGUGGUGAAAAAUGGAACAUUUGAAGAGCUGAUGGAUUAUGCAAUUUUAAGAGGUGCAUCAAUUAAUCAGUAUAAGGCUCCAAGAUGUGUUAAUUUUACUCCCAUUGUGGAACUUUUGGACUCCAGGGUGGUCUCUGUGCAUUUCAGUCCAACUACUCCUCACUGGACCCCAGAACGACGACGUUGAAGACAAGUCUAGCGAUGAAUGAAAAUCAAGUCAAGUAGUGUUAGUGUGGGAAAUAAACAUGGCAAAAGCCAAAAGGUUCUGGUUAGCUAUUAACCAAACAUGCUUCGACAGUGGUCCAAAAAGGAAUAUAUUUCUUCGGUUGUGUCCUCGCUUUAAAUUUACUUUUUUCUGUAUCUCUGUUGGAUGCUGAAUGUUCAAAGUUGGUAAUGGUCUUUGCUUAUGUAAAGAGUCGUUAGUAUAUGUAAUUAAAUUAUAUAUGGAUGCUUUCUUUGUUGUGA